AUGGUUUCUAAGGCGCCUUGGGAUGACUUCUGCGACGAGAUCGAAGGAGAACAUCAGGGCGAAGCGUGCAGCUUGGAAGCGAUCGUGCAUGCUGCAAUGACUGCCGCCGACAUUGAGGAGAAGUUGCAGCCCGCUCUGGACGCGUGCCGCCGAGAGCCCGACACCACCAUCUUGUGCUUUCUAGAUGAGGUGAACACGGCAUCCUGUUUGGGCUUCGUCAAAGCCAUGCUUUGCGAUGACCUAUUUGGGCAACACAAUGCCAACCUCUUCGUGGUGGCCGCUGCCAACCCCUACAGGGAGGAGGAGAAGGCUGAAGAUCACGUACUUCGUGGCAGUGCCACGGUCAUGCGCGAUUUCUUUCAGGUACAUCUGGAAUUGGAAGUCGCCAAGCAUUCACGACGAAGAGCGCUAUGCAUUGCUGUUGCUUGCCAAAAGGAUGAGCCCACAGAUUUCCCCUGCUUUGCGCGAAGCAUCGCAGAUGCUCAGCAGUUCAUGCGCCGUGAGCUCAAGUCAGCCUCCGCAGUGUCGCAACGUGAUAUCAUUCGGGUCGUAUCCCUAUUGGAUUUCUUUUGGCGGCGCAGCUACAGUGCGGUGGAGGCCUCUGAGCGAUGUCGUUUGGCCCGUGCGCUGCUCUUGGCUCUUGGUGUGGCCUACUACUUGGGAUUGAACCGUGAGCAGAGGGAUCGCUUUGUCAAGGAGGUCACAGAAAAGCAUUAUACAGGCAUUCAAGGGGAGGAAACCCAGCAUAGCCUCGAUCUGACGCAAGUUCUCAUGCAGGAGAUGGAUCAAUACAUCAAGCCCAUCAAAGAUGAUGAAGAGCUGGCCGAUGGGAUUGCCUUAACCAGGGCACUCAAGGAAAACAUCUUUGCGGUCAUUGUCGGGAUCGAGUGCAACAUCCCAGUGAUGAUCGUAGGAAUGCCUGGAACUGGGAAGACCUUGGCCGUGAACAAAGCGACCAGCGUUUUGAGGGGCACAAAUUCGGUGCACUUCUUUCGACGCUUCAGUGACGUUGCGAACUCGGUCUUUCGAUAUCAAUGCUCCAAGGACAGCACGUCACGUCAGAUCCAUGAGGUCUUUGAAAGUGCGCUGCGAGCGAAGCAGCGCUAUGAUGCAGAGGAUGCUGGAAGACGACCAGUGGUCUUCUUGGAUGAAGCGGGUUUACCCAAGGAGAAAGUGGAGAGUCUGAAGGCCAUUCACUACUGGAUAGAUGAUGGUCGCAUCUUCUGCUGCCUGUUGGCGAACAAACCGCUGGAUGCAGCCAAGCGUAACCGAUGCUUGCAAGUCUUUCGAGACAAAGCUGAUGAAGAGGAUUUAGAGUUGCUCGCCUCCGUUUGCCUGGGAGUAAACCUUGAAGACCCGACUUCCAAGUCCAUGGUGAAAGGCUUCUGUGGUGCUUUCCAGGAAAUCUCUGAGCAGAGCUGGAAGGACCAAGACAACGCCUUCAGCAUGUUUCACCUCAGGGACUUUCAUCACUGCCUCAGGUACCUCCGACGCCACGGGCAUGUUCAGAGCGGCUCCGCCAGCAGCCUGUCUGUGCUGCGAGCUUUGGAGCGUAAUUUCGGCGGCUUAAAGAAAGAGGAUUUCCAGCGUUUGAUCGACAUCUUCUUCCGGCACUUGGAGCGAGAGACGGGUGGCCUGUUGACCUUGCCCGAGCGCUCGCAGCUGCGUGGCACGCUGGACGUGCUGCGCGAGGCAUUGGAUGAUUUGCCACCAGAAGAUCUGCAGGAUGCGCGUUACGAGCCCUGCCGUUACAAGUUGAUCAUCGAUGAGACCGAGGACGGCGGCGCGGUGCGCAUCCUGCAAGCGGCGGGACUUCUGCCCAUGCCCUGGGAGGUGUUGGAAGUCUCCGACCUGCCAGGUGACCGUAGCGACUUGCAUCGAAGUCAGACGGUCAGCAACUUGCGACGCGCUGCAGAGCAAGCGGGGACCUGUGUGAUGAUUGCCUAUGACGAGAUCUUGGAUGGUUUCUAUGACCUGCUGAAUCUCCGUUUCCAGCGCCUCCCCGGCUCCGGCCGGGUGCGCUUCGCUGCGACCGUGGCGGCCGGGAGCUACUCGGUGUUGGCACCGGUGGAUCCGCGCUUCAUGCUGGUGGUUUGCAUCAAGGCCUCUGAAUUGCCAUCCACGCCUCUGCCAUUCCUGAACCGCUUCGAGAAAUUCUACGUCGGGCCGGCGGAGUGGGCACUGCACCAAGCGCACGAACUCUGCCUGGGAAACAUCAAUCACCAGCUGCUGGAUGAAUACCUACUGGAGCCCGCGCGGGGGCGCCUCGAGGCUUUGGUGCAGCUCAUCGGGGACGCCAGCCUCAUUGGCUACAGUGGCGUUGCCACCUUGGACUCGUCCCUCUGCGAUGCUCUGCGCGAAGCUUCGCUGCGCGCUGCGCUGGAAGCGCUGAGCGCUGCGUGGCGCGAGGAGCGCGUGGCCGCUGUGCAGGCGGUGCAUGACCGUGGGCCGUGCACGGCGCCACGCUGGCCGGAGGAUGUAGAUGGAAGGAUGCAAACUCUGGGGGGAGAAACCAUUGCGGGAGACUUGAUGACUUGCUAUGGGCAUGAAAAUGCUGGCAACACCUGUUUUCUACAGGCAUGUUUGACCCUCCUUGCAGUGAACGAGCGCUUUCUACUGCCUCCGCAAAGAGCAAACGAAAUGGGCAUUUUGAGCGAUUUGCGUCAUAUCCUGAAGAAAUCCAGGCAGGAAGUGGUAGGCCAAGUGGACAUGCGAUGCUUGACGCAAAAGUUGGAACAGGCCCAGAUCGUUGAGCGAGCGCAUCAAAUGGAUGAUGCUGCCAUCGUUUUUGAAGGGCUGCUUGACUGUUGUCAAAGCCCGAAAUUGCCCUUGCACACUUUUACUUGUGCAAGUCCUGAAGAUUGUCGAACAUUUGGGUAUCCCAGUGGCACAGUGGCUCGGGUUCAAGAGCAAAACGACUAUGUGAUCCGCACCACUCCUAGAGCGCGGGCCAACCUGCAAACUUUGUUGCAAGAGCGCAUGCUGGCACCGGUGGCAGACUGCAAGACUGAGACAGAGGCAGGAGAAGAACAUCUCUUGCGCUCUGCCAUUCGUGCCAAGCAGAGGCCUCUGAACAGCUGCCCUCCAAUGGCUUUGCCGAUUUGCGUGGAGCGAUGGCAUGCCGGAACGAUGGAAAAGAACAACGACCAUUUGUCAGUACCACUGGAAGGAUUGAGGUUGCCUUUGCUGCCACCAACACACCGCACACUGCAGAUCUCUGAGUUGGAGUUUUGGCGCUACAACCUCUGUUCCUUUGUGCUCCAUGUAGGCCAAGAGCUGCACAGCGGCCAUUACAUCGCGUACUGGAAAUCUUCCAGGGGCUGGCAUGAAGUUCUUCAGCUGCACGUGAAUGAUGAUCGCUGUUCAGACAUCAGUGAGCAGGAAGCGCAACGCAGAGCUGGCAGUGCCUAUUUCUUGAUCUACCAGCUAGCUGGCUACCAAGGGAUGUUCUCCUGGGAGUCCUUGAAUGAGCAAGCUGUGGGGAGACAGCUGUUGGACCAGCGCCUGAAAGACGUCAUCGCCCGCCUCAGCGAAGCGGCCGCGCAGCGGCUGCUGCGCUUGGCGCCGUCCGAGGUGCUGCUGAGUCGGCAAGCAGCGCUGCCGCAGAGCUUGCUGCAGGGCUAUGCUGAGCGCCCACACACGGGCCUCGGCUCAGUGCUGGCGGCCCUUCGACGCGAUCCUUCCACGCGGCUUUUGGUGCUGACACGAGAUGUCAUGUUGGCAUCUGGACUAUGCCCCAGUGAGCACUUGAAGAGGAGGGAUGUGGAGAUCCAACCCAUGCCCCGAACCCGGGAGGAAUGUGUGGCGCUGUUGCAAGGCAGAAAGAACAAGGAGCCAUUGAUGAUCGUGUGCCGUUUGGCCCAUGGGCAAUGCUCGGAUACCUCAUGCACCAGUCAAGCCAUUCACCAAUUGAGACGCCUGGCAGAUGAAAAUGACGUGCACAACUUGGUGGUGACGAUCUUGCUUCCACCUUGGCGAUUUCAUGACUCCUUGGAGGAUGCAGAAGCGCCGUCUCUGGUGUCUUCCAUCUUGAUGAACACAAAGCCAUCAACAGAGCCUUUAGGUUGUCAGGAGGAGGUUUACAAACACCUUUGGGCAGCUGUGGCUCGCCUUCCAAGCAGCGAAGCCAUGCAAGUCUAUGCGGAAGGAUGGGAAGAAGUGGAGCAAUGCAUGGCGCAUGCUGUGAGUUUUUAUACUCAACCUGCGUUGCAGACCCGUGUCGACGCUUUAUGGAAGCUGCUGACGAGUCACAAAUUGUCCCUGCUCUUGGACGGACUUCAACGACUUCCAGCAGCGGUGUUGCAGGACGUUUCCUUGCAACGCGAGGCAGUAGCUGCCGCCAAGGAAAUGAUGGGCAUGGACCGUGGCCAGAGGCGCCCCAUGUUUUGUCUUCAAACAACGGUCGGAAACAAGUGUGCUGAGAGAGUGGUCUCAGCCCUCGCUGCAGCACUUCAUCUGAUUUGUGAUCAAGGUGGUGUGCAAGUGCUCCUACACUUGGGUGAUGAGGCCACAUUGGCUGUGGCCACGUACCUGCGCCUGCGAGUCAGCCCGGCAGGAUGGGCGAAGACGAAUUAUGAUAGUAUUUGGACCCUCAGCCAGGACGCAAUGAUCCUUCCCUGCUAUCCGCCCCUGUUCCAAGCUCUGCAAGAGUGCCUUUUAGACAGUCGAGCAGACGACACUGAAGAAGACUACUUGGUGGCAGCGUGCACAUCUGCUUGGCACAAGCACGCUUUCUUUGAGCUAUCUCACUGUGUGGUCAAAUCAGGUCUCAUGGGAAGCUACUGCAAAUACCUGGCACAGCGCUUCGGAUUUCCCAGCGUGGCAGCAGAGCUUCUGGAGGUCAGUGAACAGAUCCAAUACUAA
Cladocopium goreaui is the source of this 4863-nucleotide messenger RNA. NCBI's taxonomy places the organism in Eukaryota, Dinophyceae, Suessiales, Symbiodiniaceae. The record is from the annotation of a GenBank genome assembly.